This is a messenger RNA of Drosophila navojoa, 4204 nucleotides long. RefSeq names its product Phospholipase D (gene Pld). Lineage: Eukaryota; Metazoa; Arthropoda; Insecta; Diptera; Drosophilidae. Gene Ontology annotation, molecular function: phosphatidylinositol binding; D-type glycerophospholipase activity. Gene Ontology annotation, cellular component: intracellular membrane-bounded organelle. Gene Ontology annotation, biological process: regulation of vesicle-mediated transport; phosphatidic acid biosynthetic process; intracellular signal transduction. The record is from RefSeq and is a predicted model, not a curated record.
CGUGUAUAGACCCAGUCAGUUCGGUGGUUAUAUCAAUCGUGGCUAUGAUGAUUUAGAUAGUUCCUUACUUUUCGCACAAUACGAGGCAAUGAAUGAUGCUAGGAACAGUGGGGCCGUGCCGCCCUACACGCCCCACGGCCAUUGCGAUCCUCUGGCGGGCGAUGAUGGAAACGAUGGGGCUGAUUCCGAGCAUCACGAUGAGGGGGACGAUGUAUUCAAGGACUGUGUCGACGAUGCCAUAGACGAAGAUGAGCAGGCACAUCACAGUCGCUGCCUGCCCGAGUUUCAAUUCUCGAUGGUCGAUUCGGAAUAUGAUGAGACGCUGGCGUUUCCCGAUUCUGUAACGAUUUUAUCGACUGUGGGCGAUAAACCGGUGCUGGUAGAGCGCAAAGAGACGGACGACGAUGAUGAAGAGUUCGAUGAUGAGAAUAGCGUGCUUCUUCGCCAAGAGAUACCAUUCAUCAGCAUCUAUGGGGCGAGCGUGAAGUUCAACUCGUUUCAGCGCAAGGUGUUCAUACCGGGCCGAGAGAUACAUGUGCGAAUUGUGGAUACGGAGCGGAGUGUGACGACUCAUCUGCUUAAUCCUAAUUUAUACACCAUCGAGCUCACGCAUGGCCCUUUCAAGUGGACCAUUAAGAGGCGCUAUAAGCACUUCAAUUCCUUACACCAGCAGCUUAGUUUCUUCCGCACCUCGUUAAAUAUACCGUUUCCAAGUCGAGCGCACAAGGAGAAGCGCACCACCUUGAAGGCCGCUGCGAGUCAAAUGGCCGAUGAGUCCACUUUGAAGGAUCUGCCCGCCCAUACCAAAGUCAAGCAUUCCAGCACUCCAAUUAGCAAUAGUCAAAAUCGCACAAACAACAACAACAACUUCAAUAGUAGUAGCAGUGGAGAUGGAGCUGGCACUGGAAUCGUGGCUAAUAUCAUCAGUCCCACCCACAGUUCUAUCCUCGCCAGCUUCACGCCGCGUCGCAGUCAAAGGAAACACAAGAAAAAGAAAAGAAAACUUCCACGUUUUCCCAAUCGUCCGGAAAGCUUGAUCACCGUGGAACAUUUACCGGUGCGGAUCAAACAGCUGGAGGACUAUCUGUACAAUUUACUCAAUAUUAGUUUAUAUAGAUACCAUCACGAGACGCUUAACUUUGUGGAGGUAUCUAAUGUGUCAUUCGUCUCCGGUCUGGGCAUCAAGGGCAAGGAGGGAAUCAUAUUGAAGAGGACGGGUUCGACGAGGCCGGGCCAGGCGGGCUGCAAUUUUUUCGGGUGCUUUCAGCGCAAUUGCUGUGUGCGGUGCAAUUACUUCUGCUCGGACGUGGUCUGCGGGACGUGGCGCAGCCGCUGGUUCUUUGUGAAGGAGACGUGCUUCGGCUACGUUCGGCCCACAGAUGGCAGCAUUCGAGCAGUCAUCCUGUUCGAUCAGGGCUUCGACGUCUCCACGGGCAUCUAUCAGACGGGCAUGCGCAAAGGCCUGCAGGUGCUCACGAACAGCCGCCACAUUGUGCUCAAGUGCUGGACGCGGCGCAAGUGCAAAGAGUGGAUGCAAUACCUCAAGAACACGGCGCACACCUACGCCCGCGACUUCACCUGCCCCAACCCGCACAUGUCGUACGCUCCUAUGCGCGCGAACACCCAGGCUGUCUGGUACGUGGAUGGAGCCCAGUACAUGGCCGCAGUGGCAGAUGGCCUAGAGGCGGCCACGGAGGAAAUCUACAUUGCCGACUGGUGGCUCAGCCCCGAGAUCUAUAUGAAGCGCCCCGCUCUGGACGGCGACUAUUGGCGACUGGACAAGAUCCUCUUGCGCAAGGCCAAGCAGGGCGUGCGGGUGUUUGUGCUGCUCUACAAGGAGGUGGAAAUGGCGCUCGGCAUCAACAGCUACUACAGCAAGUCCACACUGGCCAAGCACGAGAAUAUUAAGGUGAUGCGACAUCCGGAUCAUGCGCGUGGGGGCAUCUUGCUGUGGGCGCACCACGAGAAGAUUGUUGUGAUAGAUCAGACGUACGCAUUUAUAGGCGGCUUAGAUCUGUGCUACGGUCGUUGGGACGAUCGCUCGCAUCGGCUGACGGAUCUGGGCAGUAUUUCCACGGGGUCAGUUUCGGGCAGCACGCGACAGACGCCAAGCGGCUUCUUCAACAAGGAGGAUGAGGACUCGGCCUUUGGCUCACGCAAGUCCUCGCGCAAUGCUCACUACGAAACGCCAUCCGCCAAGGAGGACACUAGCACUCAGCCAGCUCACGAGGAGCCCAACUUGGCGGGCAUGGAGCUGCGAGUGCUUAAGCCUGGAGACCGCCUGCUCAUUCCAGACAUGCUCUCGGCAGCCUCCAGCGAGCUGGCUCUGGAGUCCACAGCGCUGGAGGGCAUGAAGCUGAACACACCCGAGCUGGAGCGCAGGAAUAUGCUCGAUCGCCUGAAGAACAAUGCAAUGAAGGGCGCACGCAAGGGCAAAGACUUUAUGCAGCGAUUGACCACGAGCGAAGUGACGGAGAGCACAGAGACGGAGCCGGAGGCAGGAGCGGGUGCUGCCAUCUAUUGCAUAGAAACAGCCGAAACAGCGAUGAGCAAGGAGGAUAUGGCACAAACCUCCAGCUCAGCAGCAGCAGCUAGAGAUGGAGCUCAAGCUGAAGCUGGAGCUGGUGCGGGGUCUGAGGCUGAGGUUAACACACAGAUACGCAGCGAAUUUUAUGGCCAGGCAAAGUAUUGGUUCGGCAAGGACUAUUCUAACUUUAUACUCAAGGAUUGGAUGAAUCUGAAUGCGCCCUUCGUGGAUAUCAUCGACCGCACCACCACGCCCCGCAUGCCCUGGCAUGACGUCGGCCUCUGUGUGGUCGGCGCCUCCGCUCGCGAUGUAGCCCGCCACUUUAUACAGCGCUGGAAUGCCAUGAAGCUGGAGAAGCUGCGAGACAACGUGCGCUAUCCCUAUUUGAUGCCCAAGAGCUACCACCAGAUUCGACUCAAUGCGCAGUUGCAGCAGCUGCAGCAGCGGCGUCAGCAGCGAGUCACAUGUCAGCUGCUGCGCAGCGCUUCGGCCUGGAGUUGCGGCUUCAUCGAGCCGGAUCUGGUCGAGCAGAGCAUACACGAUGCCUACAUCGAGACGAUUACGAAAGCCCAGCAUUAUGUUUAUAUAGAGAAUCAGUUCUUUAUCACAAUGCAGCUGGGCUUGGGCGUCUCGGCAACGUUCAAUGUGCGAAAUCAGAUCGGGGAGACACUCUUCAAACGUAUCGUGCGUGCCCACAAGGAACGCAAACCGUUUCGUGUCUAUGUGAUAAUGCCGCUAUUGCCAGGAUUUGAGGGUGAUGUGGGCGGGAGUACGGGCAUCGCAGUGCGUGCUAUAACCCAUUGGAACUAUGCAUCCAUAUCCAGAGGUCGCACUGCAAUUUUGACACGCCUCCAGGAGGCGGGCAUCACACAGCCCGAGAACUAUAUAUCCUUCCACAGUCUACGAAAUCAUUCCUAUCUAAAUAAUACGCCGAUCACGGAACUGAUCUACGUCCACUCCAAACUCUUGAUUGUCGAUGAUCGAGUCGUAAUUUGUGGCUCGGCGAAUAUCAACGAUCGCUCGAUGAUUGGCAAACGGGAUUCGGAAAUCGCCGCCAUUAUCAUGGAUGAGGAGUACGAAGACGGACGCAUGAAUGGCAAGAAGUAUCCAAGUGGAAUCUUCGCAGGAAGAUUGCGAAAGUAUUUGUUCAAAGAACAUCUAGGCCUAUUGGAUCCGGAUAGCUCGGUGCGCUCUGACGUUAACGUUAGUGAUCCGAUUUGCGAUCAGUUCUGGCACAAUACCUGGCGUCGUAUAUCGACGAGAAAUACAGAGAUCUACGACGAGGUGUUCAAGUGCAUUCCGACGGAUUUCGUGAAAACCUUUGCCAGUCUGCGCAAAUAUCAGGAGGAGCCGCCGAUGUCGAAAACUGAGCCAGAGUUGGCCGCCAAGCGGGCCACGGAAAUUCAGGGUCAUCUGGUUAAUCUGCCUCUGGAGUUCCUCAAUAAAGAGGUGUUAACGCCGCCCGGGACCAGCAAAGAGGGCCUCAUACCUACCUCUGUAUGGACAUAGUCUGCCAAAGUCUUUAAGACGUAUCAAAUAUAGUGAAAUUAUCAAAACUGGUUGUAAGUACAGUUGCCACCAAAAUUCAGGAUGCGCAUUUUUAGGUUAGAUUUCUAUUUAUGCAACCCACCAAAAUGCGCUUAGACCUGAAAUCUUGCUGUUGCUACAAAUCAAAAG